AAUCAUUUGAUUUUAUUUUACUCGUUAAAUUUUUUACUUGUGUUACGUUACCAUGUACUCGUUAGUAAUAGUAAUAACUGUACUCGUAUUGUGUAGCAAUUUGAAAAUUGCUCUGAGUGAAACGCAAGAACUCUUAGAGCUUACCCCAGAAAGUAGACCUGCAAUCCGGCGAAGAUGGUAUCCACAACCUGAAGAAAUUACUAUAACCUACAGACCUAAUGCUUUGGACGGAUGUAGAAAUUUAGUAGGAACCAGCAAGCCAUCUUUAUGUUCUGUGGAUUCAUCUACACCAUAUUAUUAUCCUAGAAGUUGUAGUGAUAUCCUACAAAGUGGUGGUAAUAGAUCUGGAAUAUAUGUAAUUAAGCCCAGGGGUAGCAAAGAACCCUUCGAAGUCCUUUGCGACAUGGAAAUUCAAGGCGGGGGAUGGACAACAGUUCAGAGAAGGUUCAAUGGACGUGAAGAUUUUUACCAACCGUGGAGAGCUUACAAGUUUGGCUUUGGAACUUUAAAUGGAGAGUUCUGGCUGGGAUUACACAACAUUUAUCAGAUGACAGGAUCUGAACAGUAUGAACUGUUAAUAGAACUUACUGACAAGGAAGGGAUAACAGGAUAUGCCCGUUAUGCAUCGUUUGCUAUAGCCGGUGAAAAGGAUGGGUACAACUUGACUAAACUUGGUGCAUAUUCAGGAAAUGUUGGUGAUGCACUAUCAGGACAACUCAAUGCAAAAUUUUCUACUUUAGAUGUGGAUCUGGAUGGUCAAGCUGGAGAUUGUGCUAAAACUUUUGAGGGAGGAUGGUGGUAUAAAGACAACAUUUGCUACGUAUGUUGUCUGAAUGGAAAGGUGCCAACUGUUAUUUUCACUGAUCAGCAGAAAUGGAACGGAAUUAACUGGGAUGGAUUCCGAGGAAAAGAGUACAAUUUAUCAGGAUCAAGAAUGUUGAUUCGUCCUGUUAGUUCGAUUUGAGAAAGAGGAAUUUAGCUUAUAAAAUACAAAGUUGAAUAAUACCAUGUUUUACUUAAAAAAAUA
Messenger RNA from Diabrotica virgifera virgifera (western corn rootworm), 1027 nucleotides. Its product is annotated as microfibril-associated glycoprotein 4-like. The transcript is spliced from 6 exons. Bases 53 to 964 code for a protein of 303 amino acids. NCBI's taxonomy places the organism in Eukaryota, Metazoa, Arthropoda, Insecta, Coleoptera, Chrysomelidae. The record is from RefSeq and is a predicted model, not a curated record.